AUGGUUGAUGCUGGAAUUCUUUUGAAGAAUGAAAAAGAGAAAUUAGAUUUAAUUAAAUUUCAAUAUAAUAAAUAUUGGAUACCAAUACGAUGGAUUCAUGCUAUUGCAUUGAAUGCACGAAAACAAGAAAUAAUUACUUCAGAUUUACUCUAUUGGAAAUUAUGCGCUGAAGUUGAUAAAUUUCGUCAUAGUUUACAACUUUUAUGCAAUUAUGAUUGGGUACCUAUACCUUUAGUUUAUUCACAAGUUGUAUUUUUGGCAGUUUACGUUCAUUUCCUUAUCUGCCUUAUCAGUCAACAGUUUAUCAUUGCUGAUAAUAUUCAUACAACUUAUCUUGAUUUGAUAGUACCAGUGAUGACAAUGAUACAAUUUGUAUUUUUUAUUGGUUGGUUAAAAGUUGCACAAGCAAUGCUCAAUCCAUUUGGUGAUGAUGAUGAUGAUUUCGAAUGCAAUUAUCUUAUUGAUAAAAAUCUUGCUCAAAGUUUUUGCAUUGCUGAUAAUUAUGAUCGUGUACCGGAUAUAAGGCCUGAUCUUUUUUGGCGAAGCCAGAAAGUACUUCCAACUUCUGGCAAUACUCUUUUAAAUGGAUCAACCGUCGAUUUUAAAAUAACGAAACACAAUCGACCAACACAAACUGCUAAUCCGGAAAAAACUAUGCAAAAGAUAACAUGGAAUCGCCACGAUCAUUUUGAAGAACAAAUCAAUCGAUCAUCGAUACAACUGAAACAAUAUAGUAAAUCAAACAUUGACUACUUUGUAUUACCAAAUCCGAACAAGAACAAUAAGAUGAAAAUUACUCGAUUAUAA
Brugia malayi is the source of this 807-nucleotide messenger RNA. RefSeq lists its product as uncharacterized. The record is from RefSeq and is a predicted model, not a curated record. Gene Ontology annotation, molecular function: chloride channel activity. Bases 1 to 807 code for a protein of 268 amino acids. The transcript has 8 exons. Lineage: Eukaryota; Metazoa; Nematoda; Chromadorea; Rhabditida; Onchocercidae.